This is a messenger RNA of Beauveria bassiana ARSEF 2860, 522 nucleotides long. RefSeq names its product 60S ribosomal protein L11. The transcript has 2 exons. Bases 1 to 522 code for a protein of 173 amino acids. NCBI's taxonomy places the organism in Eukaryota, Fungi, Ascomycota, Sordariomycetes, Hypocreales, Cordycipitaceae. Gene Ontology annotation, molecular function: structural constituent of ribosome; RNA binding. Gene Ontology annotation, biological process: translation. The record is from RefSeq and is a predicted model, not a curated record. Gene Ontology annotation, cellular component: cytosolic large ribosomal subunit; ribosome.
AUGGCGUCCGAGAAGGCUAACAACCCCAUGAGGGAGCUCAAGAUUCAGAAGCUCGUUCUGAACAUUUGCGUCGGCGAGUCUGGUGACAGACUGACCCGUGCCGCCAAGGUGCUUGAGCAGCUUUCUGGUCAGACUCCUGUCUACAGCAAGGCCCGUUACACCGUCCGUACCUUCGGCAUCCGUCGUAACGAAAAGAUCUCCGUUCACGUCACCGUCCGUGGCCCCAAGGCCGAGGAGAUUCUCGAGCGUGGCCUCAAGGUCAAGGAGUACGAGCUCCGCAAGCGCAACUUCUCCGAGACUGGCAACUUCGGCUUCGGUAUCUCCGAGCACAUUGAUCUCGGCAUCAAGUACGACCCCUCCAUUGGUAUCUACGGCAUGGACUUCUACUGCUGCAUGACCCGCCCUGGUGAGCGCGUCACCCGCCGCCGCCGCAUGAAGUCCACCAUCGGUGCCUCUCACCGCAUCAAGCGCGACGAGACUGUCCGCUGGUUCAAGUCCCGCUUCGACGGCAUUGUCCGAUAA